UCUGCUCUCUCUCUCUCUCUCUCUCUAUCCCCGUGAAAAUGAAUUUUCAUUUUCACAAGCUGCGUUUCUUAAUCUUAAUCUCUAUGUUGGUUAUCAACAGUAUAAUCCGAUUGGCCGAGCCGAUACCGACCACCGAAGACGACCGGUCAUUCUUCGACCCGGGCUGCUGCUUUGGAUCCAAGCCUUCGUCGGCGGCUCACAAGAACCGGACCUGCCUGUCAGCCACGGCUUCUUCGCCGGAGAUAUCAGGUACGGGCUGCGAGGUGUGGACCAGGGCGUGCUCGGAGGCGGUGUUGGGCUUGGCGAGGCGGCCUGAGGCGGUGGAGUGGGUCAGGGGCCUGAGGAGGAGGAUCCACGCGAACCCCGAGCUUGCGUUCGAGGAAUUCGAGACGAGCAAGUUGAUCCGAGACGAGCUGGACCGCAUGGAGGUCGAGUACAAGUACCCGUUGGCCAAGACGGGUAUUCGGGCUUGGAUCGGGACCGGCGGCCCGCCUUUUGUGGCGAUCAGAGCUGACAUGGACGCUCUCCCAAUUCAGGAAGCCGUAGAAUGGGAGCACAAAAGCAAAGUUGCAGGCAAAAUGCACGCUUGUGGGCAUGAUGCACAUGUUGCCAUGCUUAUUGGUGCUGCCAAGAUAUUGAAGACUCGCGAACAUCUAUUGAAGGGUACUGUGAUACUGCUGUUUCAACCAGCAGAAGAAGCAGGGAAUGGCGCAAAACGGAUGAUCGGGGAUGGGGCUCUGGAAAAUGUGGAGGCCAUAUUCGCAAUUCAUGUAUCCCAUGAACAUCCUACUGCUACUAUUGGGUCAAGACCUGGUCCUUUGCUCGCCGGCUGCGGCUUUUUUAGGGCUAUAAUAAGUGGGAAAAGGGGCCACGCUGGGAACCCCCACCACUCGCUUGACCCCAUUUUAGCAGCUUCAGCCGCAGUAAUCAGCUUACAGGGUAUUGUGUCUCGUGAAGCAAAUCCUUUGGACUCACAGGUUGUGUCGGUGGCAUCAUUUAAUGGAGGCAACAACCUUGACAUGAUCCCGGACACUGUGGUCCUUGGUGGCACCUUCAGGGCUUUCUCCAACACAAGCUUUUACCAGCUUCUCCAAAGAAUAAAAGAGGUAAUUGUGGAACAGGCCAUUGUUUACAGAUGCUCGGCAACGGUUGACUUCUUUGAAAAUGAGUACACCAUAUAUCCCCCCACUGUGAACGAUGAGAAAAUGUACGAGCAUGUGAGGAAGGUGGCCAUCGAUUUGGUGGGUCCAACAAAUUUCAGGGUGGUCCCACCAAUGAUGGGUGCUGAGGACUUUUCCUUCUACUCUGAGGUUGUCCCUGCGGGCUUCUUCUACAUAGGGGUAAGGAACGAGACGUUGGGUUCCAUACACACAGGCCACUCACCUUAUUUCAUGAUCGAUGAAGACGUUCUACCCAUAGGCGCUGCAGCUCACGCCACUAUCGCAGAAAGAUACCUCAACGAGCACCCGUGAUGUGCUCUAUGAAUUUUGGUCCAAUUGAGGGAUGAUAAAAGGGAAAAAUCUCUCAUGGUGUAAAGAACCAAGUGCAGUUGUAACUAGUACUUCGAUGUUAUUGUUGUUACAGAUAUAGUUGUUCCUUUUU
Molecule: messenger RNA, 1602 nt
Organism: Corylus avellana
Lineage: Eukaryota; Viridiplantae; Streptophyta; Magnoliopsida; Fagales; Betulaceae
Gene: ILL6
Product: IAA-amino acid hydrolase ILR1-like 6
Biological process (GO): auxin metabolic process; jasmonic acid metabolic process
Molecular function (GO): hydrolase activity
Source: RefSeq, a predicted model, not a curated record